CGCUGACCGACACUCCCGUCGGGCUGUACAGUAACAGUCGCGCCUUCUCGCGUUAGCUUCCAUGGCGACCAGCUAGAAAAGGCUUUCACUCAUCGCGACCAGCCGGUUAGCUCCUGUAAGAGAGCUAACGGGCGUCUUAUGAAAUGGGAUGAUGUAGCGGAAUAAUUCUUUGGACGAACUACGCAAUACCUUAGCAUGCUAAGCUAACGUGAAGCCGCAUACAUUUGCCAGGGAAACUAGCCAGUAAGUGCAGCGAGCUAACGACUCUGAGCUAACGCAGGCUAGCAUUCACCUGCGGGCUGUUCCUGCUAACUAACUGCCGCCGCUGCUAGCUAACAGGAUGGAAAGUGUGAAGGAAAACGAGGCUGGAGCUCUUUCAACUUUACCAACACCGCAGGAGACAACUGACUCCAGUGGUGAAACUAACUCCGUGAAGCCAAGUGGAUUAUCCCCCCUGCCCACUGGAAAGAGACCCUCCAUUGGAGAGGAUGACGGUGGGGGCGCAGAGGCGAAACUCUUCGGGAAGGGACUCGCAGCCACCUCCCUUCUCCAGAUUGCGAUAAGGAACGGCAUCUAUCAAAACCAAGUUGCCAACGCAAUUGGCGGUGCGGCCAGGAAUAUACACAUGCCCGCCGUGAAAACAGCCAACAUUUAUAGCCUGACAUCAGCCAACAGCACCACUUCUGUCAACUCUUUGCUGGGCAGGAGGCGACACAGACACAAGAGGAAUCUGUCUCUGGGGGCUCCGCCGACCAGCAGCUCGGCCGGGGCGUCCUCCGCUGAGGCGGCCAGCCCUGCUCCGUCAGCCUCGCCGCUGAGCACUCUCAGCUUGGAUAGGAAGACCUUUCUGCGGCAGAAGCAGUCGAAGCAGCUUCAGGCCUUUGAUAAAACAUGGGUGAGAUCGGACCUCCGGCGGGGCUGCAUUCACGUACAUGACUGGCUCACGCCCUCCUACCCGCGGCCAGUGCUGUGCACCGUAGACACCACUGCUAAAGAGGUAGCCAGUAAACUGGAGGGGAGUAAAGCCGGGGCUGUGCUGAGAAUUAACUGCAAACCUGCUGCUUUAGUUGACUUAAAUGAUGUUUGUAAAAAUAGUAAUGAAAAUACUGAUGACAACAAAAGUCUUAAUGGCAGUGUCGAUGACAAAAACCCCAGAGCAGAGGAGAAUGGAGACACAAAGCAGUGUUACCCCGACACCAAACUGCCUUCUAAUUUUUUGCAUGAUGAUAAAACUGCAAGCAAUUCCUCAUCUGAAGUCUAUUUGAAUGACAUUGGCAUGGAUUUGAGCCUGAGUGUGGCAGACUGUUAUGGAGUCUACUCAGGUUCAGACAUCGAGAGCAGCACCUGUGAGGACUUCAGCCCAGGAGGACCUAGAAGCACCGAGCACCGGGACUCUUUUAGUGAUGGCGUGGGAUUGGGUACCGAUUCUUCAGUAUUGAGUCCAAACUGUGACAGUGCCACAGAGGGACCCGAUCCCUUUGAGAGCUCCUCAGAAGAAGUGGAGCUCACUUCUUCCCCAACACAUUCAUCCGGCAAUUCUGCUGCAGACCUGCCACCUACAGAUACCUCUUCUAACAAAGUCACAAGACUAGAUGAUGAGAGUGAAGCUGGAGCUGAUGAUAAUACAGAUGGCCCCAAAUUCAUCAGGCCUCCCUCUAAAUGCUCUAGCAGCUCUCAGACUCGGCCUCUGACCAGCCAGGCAUCUGUCCAGCCUGACCAGGAGAUCCCCGGGGAGAACAGAGAGUGGCCAGAGCCCAUCAAUACCAGUCCAACCCCGGCACUCUUUAUCCAGCUGCACGGUGGAGCUGUGCGCUGUCUGGGAGAUGAUGAAAGGCCUCUGCAGAUCUUAAAUGAGUACCUCACUAAUCUGGGGUUUGAAGAUGCAUGGAGGGUGCAGGAGGAAGGGAUGAAUCCAGAAAUUGGCUGCCUGAUACGCUUCUACUUUGGUAAACCUCGAAGUGUGGGAGGUUCUGAGCGCGUGCAGCUCUCUGGGAUGUUCAACGUGCGGAAAGGGAAGCUGGCGCUGCCAGUGAACCGCUGGUCAAAACGUCAGGUCACACUUAGUGGAACCUGCCUCAUUGUCUCGUCUGUGAAAUACGCCCAUACCGGCAAGAUGCACAUCCUCCCUCUCAUCGGAGGAAAGGUGGAGGAGGUGAGGAGACACAGCCACUGCCUGGCUCUCAGCUCAGCUGGUCCUCAGAGUCAGACCUACUACAUCAGCUACGACUCCUACACAGAGCACCUCCGCUGGCACAGGACGGCCUCAAAGAUUGCCUCCCAGAGGGUGAACUCGGUCGAUCUGUCGUGCUGCAGCCUGGAGGAGCUGCCCGCUCAGCUGUUUUAUAGUCAGGACCUUACCCACCUCAAUCUCAAAAACAACUUCAUGUCCCCACACAAAGGGGUUCCAGCACUUACAAGGUUUUGUAAACUGAGAAGCCUCAGUCUGUCAAAUAAUGCUUUGUGUGAGUUUCCUCUGGCCUUGUGCGACAUCACCUCGCUCACUGAGCUAAACCUCUCUGGAAACUGCCUCUCCUCUCUGCCUGCAGAAGUAGGAACUAUGCACAACCUGCAGACGUUUCUCCUGGAUGGUAACUUCCUGAGUUCGCUGCCGGUGGAGCUUGGCUCUCUGGAGGCCCUGACCUACCUCGGUUUAUCCUUCAACUGUUUCAGCUGUGUCCCACCCGUCCUGGAGAAACUCAGAGGCAUGGAGAGACUCUGUCUGGCAGGGAACCAGCUCUCUGUCCUGGAUAUGGCCGGACUGCAGUGGCUGCCUGCUCGCUACAUAGAUCUCCGACUGAACCGGCUCCAAAAGGUGACAGUGGCAGAUGCAGAGCAGCUGGCCCACAUCAUUCAGCUGGACCUGAGGGAUACUGGUCUACAGGAGCUGGAUAUCAGGACUCUGUGUAAACUGGAGCUCCUCCGCUGUGACAGAAACGCACUCUCCCUCCUCAGACUCAGUGGCCACGCCCUCAAGAGCCUGCAUGCAGCACAUAAUGAGCUGAAGCAGCUGGAGGUGCAGCCUGUGCCAGAGAAUCUGACUGUUGCAGAUUUGUCCUGGAACAAGUUGGGAUGUGUCCCUGACUGGGUGUAUGAGAGCAGCAGACUGGAGGUGCUGGACAUCAACCAUAACUGUGUCACUGAGCUGCCCGAACGGCUGCUGUCCAGUGGGAGCCUUAGAAAGCUGCUGGUGGGCUGGAACAAUGUGUGUCAGCUGGCUGAGAGGCUGGAGAGAUCACAGCUAGAAGUCCUGGACCUCCAACACAACCAUCUGACUGAGCUCCCACACAACCUGUUCAUCAAAGCACAGAGCUUGCGAUACCUAAAUGUGUCGGCCAAUAAGCUGGACAACCUGCCUGCAGCCAGCCUGUCCGAGGACGCCUUCAGCAGCCUGCAGGAGCUCUACGUCACCAAUAACAGCUUGACAGACAAGUGUGUCCCGCUGCUGACUGGACAUGGCCACCUCAGGGUGCUUCACCUCGCCUUCAACCACCUGCAGACCUUCACUGCAAGUAAACUGGCUCGACUAGAGCAACUGGAGGAGCUAGACCUGAGUGGCAACCGACUGAGAGCUGUGCCCACCACCAUCCUCAACUGUCAGCACCUGCACACUCUGUCUGCCCACUCCAACUGUAUCAACACCUUCCCAGAGGUCCUGCAGCUACCCGAGAUUAAGUGUGUCGAUUUGAGCUGCAACGAGCUGACUGAGGUGACUCUGCCGGAGAUGCUUCCCCCAAAACUUCAGGAGCUCGACCUCACAGGAAACCCUCGACUGAACCUCGACCACAAAAGCUUGGAACUCCUCAAUAAUAUCCGAUGUUUCAGGGUGGAUCCUUCUCCCUCAGCUCCUUGUGUGAACGAGAGCCAUGGAGCCCCAGCAGUCUGGAGUCACGGCUACACGGAGGCCUCUGGAGUCAAAAACAAGCUGUGUGUGGCUGCGCUGGCCCUCGACAGCUUCUGUGGGAUUCGUGAGGCUCUGUACGGAGUUUUUGACGGAGACCGGAACGUUGAGGUACCUUACCUGCUGCAGUGCACCAUGGGAGACGUGCUAGCAGAGGAGCUUCACAGGGGUCAGAGGCAGGAAGACUAUAUGACCAACACUUUCCUCACCAUGCAAAGGAAACUGGGCACAGCCGGCCAGAGGAUGGGUGGGUCGGCAGCUUUAUGUCACAUCAGACACGACCCGGUGGCUCCCGGUGAACACGGCGGCUGCUUCACUCUGAAGGCAGCCAAUGUUGGCAGAUGCCAGGCCGUUCUGUGUCGAGACGGCAAAGCUAUGCAACUCUCCACCAUCCACACUGUCAAAGAGGAGCCAGAGUACCAGAGGGUCCGACAGCACAAUGCCAUCAUCACUGAGGAUAAUAAAGUCAGUGGUGUAACCGACUCCACCAGAAUUAUGGGUUACUCCUUCCUCUGCCCGUCUGUGACUCCCCGCCCCCACAUCUCUACCGUGGCGCUCACCCCGCAGGAUGAGUUUUUUCUCCUGGGCAGCCGGGGAUUGUGGGACAUGUUGUCUCCCAGCGAGGCAGUCGAAGCAGUCAGGAACUUACCAGAUGCUCUGGCUGCUGCUAAGAAGCUGGUGACUCUGGCUCAGAGCUAUGGCUGCUCUGACAGCCUCAGCGCCGUCGUCGUGCAGCUGAGUAUCACCGAAGACUGCUGCUGUUUCUGUGAGCCACCACCUCCACCGCCCAGCCCCGGCCCAGCUGCUCAUCCCAGCACACAUCCUUACUCAGCGAGCUGUGAUGGUGGUAUACCACUGCCGCCUCCGUCCUCAGGAACAGUCAGCGAGCUGAGCAGUGAGUUCAGCACUUCUGAAAUGAGCAGUGAGGUGGGAUCCACGGCGUCAUCAGAAGAGCCGCCUCCCCAGACCGAGCCCCAGGCCCCCCACCUGAACCCCCCAGGCAGACCCGGUGUGCGGAGACCCGCCUGUGGGGGUGGCAGCUUCCAGAGACAGUUUUCUGGAGCUCUGUCUGACAACGGGCUUGACAGCGAGGACGAGGAGCCCAUCGCUGGUGUCUUCUCCAACGGCAGCCGUGUGGAAGUUGAGGCUGAUGUCCACUGUCUGCACCGCCAUGACUGCGCUCACACUCAUACAAGCACAAGCAACCCUCCUACCGCCACGCUGCGUAAUGAGCCUUUACCUCCUGCCUUCACCUCCCCUUCUCCUUCCCCCGUCCCUCCUUCCUCGCCCUACCUGAGUGGAGACGCUCGAUCGGGGACUCUGGGUCGUAGAGCCCGAGCAAACGGUUCUGUAGCCUGCCAAGGCAGGAACCAGGACCUCAUUGAGGAAGCGGCUGACGCCCCUGUAAGGAAGCAGGGAGGCUACUUCAAUGCUCCCGCUCAGCCGGACCCCGACGACCAGCUCAUCAUCCCGCCAGAGCUGGAGGAGGAAGUCCGGCAGAUCAUCCAGCAGCAGCAGGAGCAGAUGCAGACACACAACCAGCACAGCUACCAGAAACCUGCAGACUAUUUUGUCACACCCCUCUGAAUGCUUCCCACCCCACCCUACCCACGCCCCACAACUACUGGUGUCAGUCUCCUUCAUCCAUGAUCUCAGAUGUAGUGAGUUUCAGGGAUGAAGAACUAUAAAAUCUGCUCUGCAUUAAAUUCGCUCCAAAACCUCAGAGUAUUCUGAACAUGCUUAUGGACCACAGACUGUUUUCUUAUGGUUUUUGUUAUUUGAUUUAUUUUAUACUGUUAACUUGAUGCCCCUUGAAACGCAAUGCAAUUUUUAUAACAGUUUAUGUUGAUUCUUCACAUGUAAUUGAUUUUACCAUAUCUAUAAGUUGAAGAAGCACUUUGAAUGCUUUUUAUUAGACUUUUGAGAUUAAUUCUAUGUUAAAUGGUACUUAGAGAUUCGGACCACUCUGUUUUUGUGUUACAGCAGAAAUUUCCCCUGUUGGUCGUGGCUGAUGGCCUUACAGUUGUUGAAGUUAGUAAAACUGUUUAACUAACUCCUAGGAGUUUAAUACUUUAAAGUGACCUAGUCACUGAAGCGUACUAAUGUUCUCUGAGAGAAAAGAUGAUUACUUCUGAAGGCUGAUAUUCCAGGUUUGUGUUCUCGGGGUGUGUGGAGUCCAGAGUGGUGCUGCAGUGGUGAGGAAAUGCGAACAAGGAGGGAUCAAAGUUACUACCAGCUCAAUGAAUGUUCUCAGAACAAUGUUACAGAAUUCAUGGCAAAGGCAAACCGCACAAGAGAGCUACUUUUGCUAUAUAAUAAAUUAAAGUUUUCAGAUAACCACAA
Amphiprion ocellaris (clown anemonefish) is the source of this 6241-nucleotide messenger RNA. RefSeq names its product PH domain leucine-rich repeat protein phosphatase 1-like. NCBI's taxonomy places the organism in Eukaryota, Metazoa, Chordata, Actinopteri, Pomacentridae. The record is from RefSeq and is a predicted model, not a curated record. Gene Ontology annotation, molecular function: protein binding. The transcript is spliced from 17 exons. Bases 341 to 5485 code for a protein of 1714 amino acids.